This is a messenger RNA of Drechmeria coniospora, 2790 nucleotides long. RefSeq lists its product as uncharacterized. Gene Ontology annotation, molecular function: single-stranded DNA binding; damaged DNA binding. The transcript has 3 exons. The record is from RefSeq and is a predicted model, not a curated record. Gene Ontology annotation, biological process: mismatch repair; nucleotide-excision repair. Lineage: Eukaryota; Fungi; Ascomycota; Sordariomycetes; Hypocreales; Ophiocordycipitaceae. The coding region runs from base 1 to 2790 and encodes 929 amino acids. Gene Ontology annotation, cellular component: cytoplasm; nucleus; XPC complex.
AUGCCUCCUCAUGUUCCGCGCAAACGGCUACGCGAAUCAUCCAAACCUGAAAGGGAGAGCAAAGACCGGCCGCAGGAAACAAACGCAGCAUUCAGGGCAAGCCAACGGAAAGCCACUCUUUUUGACGAUCUCGACGCUGCGGUGACCCCUCUCGGGGAACCAUCGGGCACUGCAGCGCCUUGGUUCGACGAGGAUAGCGAUAGCUCCCUGUCUUCCCUGUCGGACAAACAAUUUGAGGACCCCCCACUCGCUAAAAGACAGAAGAUUGAGGAAUCCGACGACGAAGAUGGAGUCGAGUUCGAGGACGUCACGGCACCGAGCGCACAGUCAACAGCCGUACCCGCAGUCUCUGGCGACCUCGAAUUGACGUUAAUAAAGGAUACGCGGGUAUCACUCACCAACUCUUACGGUGACAAGAAAGGCCCGACGAAGCGUGAGAAACAGGUUCGGCAUGCUACCCACUGUUUGCAUGUCCUGUCACUUCUAUGGCACAAUGCCGUCCGGAACUCGUGGCUAUGCGAUCUGGAAGUCCAAGCGAUGAUGCUUUCUCAUCUUCCGCCAAGGAUGUGGAAGGAGGUUGACCGGUGGAAGCUCAAUUCCGGUCACUCCCAGGUUCACGCCUCCCCGCAACCGGAAGAGGCCGAGCCAACAAAGGGAAAGGGAAAAGGAAGACCCAAAAGGCAACAGAAGCCGACGAGAGAUUCGGGAGAAACAUCACGUCACUGGGGCUCCGCGGCGAAGCGGCUAGAGGAGGGUGUCGUUGACAUGAGCGCUGGCGACCCGCUCUUUCGACUGAUGCAGUCGCUUGUACCUUGGUGGAAGCAGCGCUUCCGUGUCACGACCCCUGGAUUGAGGAAACAGGGAUACAUGACCUUGGAGCGCCUCGAUAGAAUCACAAAAGCCUACGCAUCCGAGUGCGAAGAUUGGUCCAAGUUUGGAGAACGGAUUACGGGCGUCGACGCAUUUCGCCGAUGCGCCGAAAACUGCCAGGGGAGCCGCGACGUUGGAGCCCAACUUUUCGUGUCCCUCCUUCGAGGACUCGGUAUCGAAUCCCGAUUGGUGGCCAAUCUGCAGUGCCUGGGAUUCGGAUGGAGCAAACUGGAGGAUGCGGACGCGGCAAAGGGAGACACCCAAGACUCCGAGUCAACCAAGAUCAAUACGCGCAAGGAGGUCUCGUCGAAGCAAGCGUCGCCGAAGCGAAAGGAGCCGAGGUCUCAAGCUUCAGGUGCGAAAUCCGUUGCGAUGCCAACUAGACGGACCCCCUCCAACGACGGUGAAGAUCACCUCCAACUAGAAUACAUGAACACGGAUGACGACGAGUCUAUUCUGGACGUCGACGAUUUUACCAAAAGAAAACCACGGCCGCAAAGGUUUGACCAGGACCUCGAAUAUCCCCACUACUGGGUGGAGGUGCUAUCUCCCGUAUCGAACAAAUACAUCCCAAUCGAUCCGGUAGUGAAGGGCACAAUCGCCACCAACCGAAGUCUUGUUGAGUCCUUCGAGCCGCGAGGCUCCAAAGCUGACAGAGCGAGACAGGUGACGGCGUAUAUCAUCGGCUAUUCUCAGGACGGCACGGCCAAAGACGUGACCGUCCGAUACUUGAAGCGACAAAUAAUGCCGGGUAGGACAAAGGGCAUGCGUAUGCAGCCGGAGAAGGUUCCGAUCUAUAACCGCCACGGCAAAGUAAAGCGGUACGAGUACUUUGACUGGUUCAAAUCCGCCAUGUCUGGGUAUAGACGAGGUGACAGAAGGCAUCCUGUUACCGAGAUCGACGAGGAUGAGGAUUCCACAGACCUCAAGGCGGCAAAGCCGGAGAGGAAAGAGGUCAAGGAAGGCGAGGAGACCCUUGGCUACUACAAACAGUCGAAAGAGUUUGUGCUUCAAAGACAUUUGAAGCGCGAAGAAGCGCUCAAGCCGGAUGCAGUUCCGGUCAAAGUCUUCAAAAGCAAGGCAAAAGGCGGCAAGGUGGAGGAGGAAGAUGUUUACUCGAGGUCGGACGUGACCAACGUCAAGAGCGCCGAAACCUGGCACAAGCAGGGCAGAGCACCGCUUGCGGGCGAGCAGCCUUUGAAGCGGGUGCCUUAUCGUGCUGCCACCUUGAACCGGAAGAGGGAGAUUCUCGACGCAGAAGCGGCGACGGGAGAGAAGGUGCUGCAAGGCCUGUACAGCUUUGAGCAGACGGACUGGAUUAUUCCGCCGCCGAUCCAGGACGGCAUCAUCCCCAAGAACGAAUACGGGAACAUCGAUUUGUUUGCAGAGCACAUGUGUCCCGACGGAGCGGUGCAUGUCCCAUUUCGAGGCACUGUGCGAGUCUGCAAGCGGCUGCAAAUCGACUAUGCCGAGGCCGUCGUGGACUUUGAGUUUGGUCAUCGCAUGGCCGUACCCGUCAUUCAAGGCGUCGUCAUCGCCAAGGAACACCACGACCGAGUCAUGGAAGAGCUUACCAAAGCCGAAGCCGAGAGGCAGAGAAAGGAGGAUGAGAAGCGACGGACGGCCGUGCUCAAGCAAUGGCGCAAAUUCAUGAUGGGGUUGCGGAUUGUGGAGAGAAUCCGGCAAGACUAUGGCGAAAUCGACGACAGCGUCUCGGUGUUUCCUCACAACAAAGAUGCUAGGACGCAGCCCAAUGCAGCCGCCGAGAUGCACGACGAGGAAAUGGCCGGCGGUUUCAUCCCCGACGGCUACGAGGAAGAGGAAGUGGAUGAUGAGGACGAGGACGAAGACGAUGACGACGUUGAUGACGAUGACGACGUUGAUGACGACGACGUUGAUGACGACAAAGAAGAUGAAUAA